UCUCUCUUCCUCCUUGCCCUGUUUGUUGCUGCAAAAGGCGCAGACUACUAUAAAGUCCUUGGCCUGAGAAAGCAAGACAACCCAACGCUGCGUGAUGUCAAGAAACGCUACAGAACCCUGAGUAAGCAGCAUCACCCGGAUCGUAAUCCAGGGAAUGCAGAAGCCAAGGCCAAGUUUGUGGAAAUUGCAACAGCGUAUGAAGUCUUGUCGGAUAAGGAGAAGCGCGCAACGUAUGACAAGUAUGGUGAGGAAGGAUUGAAGCGACAGGAAGCCGGUGGUCAUCAUGACCCUUUUGACUUGUUUAGUCAAUUCUUUGGCGGUGGUGGGAACGGGAAGCGACGUGGACCGAACCUGGAAACGGUGGUGGAGCUGGAUCUCGAAUCACUGUAUACGGGUGGUGAAUUCACCUUGGCCAUUGAGAAGCAAGUGGUGUGUGAUGUGUGUUCCGGGACUGGCUCUGAUCCUGUACAUGACUUGCAUACAUGUGAUGAAUGCAGUGGCCAUGGUGUCAAGCUCGUUCGGCAUCAACUUGCACCAGGCAUGUUUCAGCAAAUGCAGAUGCAGUGCAACAAGUGUGGUGGACAGGGCAAAAUCAUCUCGCAUCCAUGCAGUAAGUGUAAAGGCAACAAGGUCUACAAGGAUAAGGAACAAUUCACACUCGAUGUCAUUCCUGGAUUGCCAAGGAAUCAUCAGGUUGUGUUUGAAGGGGAAGCUGAAGAGUCACCUGAUAUCGAGACGGGCGACCUCAUCAUCACCGUUCGUGAACGACGGGAUAAUGCACGCGGAUGGCGAAGGAAGAAUUCAGACUUGUACCGCACAGAGGCCAUCUCUCUGUACGAAUCGCUCUUUGGCUUUACGCGGGAGAUCCAACAACUCGAUGGAUCCAUGCUCAAAGUCGAUCGACGCGGCAAGACAACGCAACCAGGACAGGUGGAGGUGCUUGAGGAAUCAGGCAUGCCACUCUGGAAUGAGGAGCUGCAAAAUGCAGCACUCGGGCAUGGUCGUGCUUUCAUUGAAUUCGUUGUCGUGCUGCCA
This is a messenger RNA of Protomyces lactucae-debilis, 1035 nucleotides long. RefSeq names its product One of several homologs of bacterial chaperone DnaJ, located in the ER lumen. Gene Ontology annotation, molecular function: Hsp70 protein binding. NCBI's taxonomy places the organism in Eukaryota, Fungi, Ascomycota, Taphrinomycetes, Taphrinales, Protomycetaceae. Gene Ontology annotation, cellular component: cytoplasm. The transcript has a single exon. The record is from RefSeq and is a predicted model, not a curated record. Gene Ontology annotation, biological process: protein refolding. The annotation marks the transcript as partial.